AUGACAUCCUCCCCUACGUGCGCUAGCUGCGCAAAGUCGCCCCCGGAGGUCAAGCUCAAGCACAGCGUCAGGUGCCCUACGAUCAAGUACUGCGGCCGAGCCCCGAAGGGCCUGCAACAGGGCAUCGCCACCCCGUUUACUCGCCUCGACAAGGGAACAUGGCUCCUUAACCGUCCGCAAAAGGACGUAUAUGCCCUGCUUAUCGACGCCUACCGCCUUCGUGUUGUAGACUUAUACAACUUGAGGCGACGCCGAGAACGACAGUCUCUACGGUGGUGCCUCAAGCGGCCGUGGUGGCUUCCAACGCUUCCUUGCAAGUGUUGCGGCCCUUCCUGGCCUGUUACCACCGUGGUAGGAUUCAAAUAA
Messenger RNA from Akanthomyces muscarius, 366 nucleotides. RefSeq lists its product as uncharacterized. The record is from RefSeq and is a predicted model, not a curated record. Bases 1 to 366 code for a protein of 121 amino acids. NCBI's taxonomy places the organism in Eukaryota, Fungi, Ascomycota, Sordariomycetes, Hypocreales, Cordycipitaceae. The transcript has a single exon.